AGCCAAUCACUUCAAGACACGACAUAACUUAUAAUUCUUAAGUGGGAAAGCAAUGGCUUCAUAUAGCCCUAAACUGAUAGAAAAGAAAUACAAUAACUGGGUUAAAGCUCAGUUAGCAGUGUUGUUUACUAAAGAAGGGCUUGAACCAUUUGUUUGUAAUGAAAUUCAACAAUUUCAACAGAAAUGCUUAGAUGAUAUUUGCUACAACAAUGGACUGUUUAGUGGGACUUGUUGUUCAACGUGCUGCACUGAAAAUCUUAUUAAUUGCCCUACUGACAGCAUAUGUAAAUUUAGGCAUAGGAAAUGUACGUACCAUCGAAAUGUUGCAACACGGUACAAUCCUACUGGCUGUCCUUACAGCAUAUGUCAUCAUUUGAAAAAUGAAAUACAGAAUGCACAUAGGUACAACGAUCCGUCGUUCAAAAACACAGAUGCUAAACAGUGGUGUAGUAAUUUCUGGGAAGUGGCAAAAUGCUUCAUGCCCCCAGAUGGGUAUAAAGAUAAAUCAUCUGCAGCAGAAACAGACUUCAAUGGUAUAAUCAGCGUUAUCCUUAAUUACAAAGACUUCCAGGGGAAAUUACAUGAAAACCUCAUUAAUAAGAUGAAUAUAUUUGAAGAGGCCAGAGAAAUUGGAAGAACUGUGCGACAUUCUUCCUCGCUUGAAGUAGAGGAUUCGGAGCUUCAGAAAUACUUUCAACUAUUACAGAAACUACUUUCUGAUCCCGUAUAUUUAGCUACAGACACGCAUGCACAGAAUGCUAAACAGAAACUUACAGAGUUAGAAAAUGACACUCUUGUCAUUGGUAAAGAUGAUAUAAGGAAAGCACUAGACGAUGCGGCAAAAGCAGUUCAGGACAAGAUAAAGACUGGAUUAGAUGAGCAAUAUGACAGAAUUAAACAAGAUCUUGAAUCACAAACUGCCGAACUGCUGAAACGACUAAAUGAAGAAGGUGAUAAAGAACGGACAAAACUUGCUGAGACGUUACUAAAAGCAAUAAAGUCAGCAAGCAAAGACGAGAAAGACGAACAAUAUAUUGAAUAUAAACAAA
Molecule: messenger RNA, 1049 nt
Organism: Ruditapes philippinarum (Manila clam)
Lineage: Eukaryota; Metazoa; Mollusca; Bivalvia; Venerida; Veneridae
Exons: 3
Source: RefSeq, a predicted model, not a curated record